Archocentrus centrarchus (flier cichlid) is the source of this 2157-nucleotide messenger RNA. It is a transcript of the gene tfap2d, whose product is annotated as transcription factor AP-2 delta (activating enhancer binding protein 2 delta). Gene Ontology annotation, biological process: regulation of transcription by RNA polymerase II; regulation of cell population proliferation; anatomical structure development. The coding region runs from base 123 to 1499 and encodes 458 amino acids. Gene Ontology annotation, molecular function: DNA-binding transcription factor activity, RNA polymerase II-specific; RNA polymerase II transcription regulatory region sequence-specific DNA binding. The transcript has 8 exons. Lineage: Eukaryota; Metazoa; Chordata; Actinopteri; Cichliformes; Cichlidae. Gene Ontology annotation, cellular component: nucleus. The record is from RefSeq and is a predicted model, not a curated record.
GCGCGCGAGGGGGGACUUUUCCAUUUCUCUCGCUUUUUGGGGAUUUUAAGACAUUUUUAUUAUUAUUCGACCGGGCCACAGAGGAGAGGAAAAAAAAUACGGGUUACUUUGGAGAAAGCACAAUGUCAGCGACCUUCCCCGGACUUGUCCACGACGCAGAGAUACGUCACGACGGAUCAAACAGCUACCGGCUCAUGCAGCUCGGCUGUCUGGAGUCCGUAGCCAACUCCUCGGUCGCCUACUCCUCCUCCUCCCCGCUCACCUACCCGACACCGGCGGGGACGGAGUUCGCCUCACCCUAUUUCUCGGCCAACCACCAGUACACGCCCCUCCACCACCAGUCCUUCCACUACGAGUUCCAGCAUUCCCACCCAGCCGUGGCCCCGGAGGCCUACGGCCUGAACUCGCUGCAUUCGGGCCAAUACUACCAGCAGAUCCACCACGGAGAGCCCGCCGACUUCAUCAACCUGCACAACGCGCGCUCGGCCCUCAAGUCCUCGUGCCUGGACGAGCAGCAGCGGCGCGAGCUGGGCUGCCUCGACGCUUACCGGCGCCAUGACCUGUCGCUGAUGACGUCACACGGCUCGCAGGCCUACGGCGUCGGUAUGCACCAUCCGGACCAGAGGCUGCUGCCCGCCGCCGGCCUAGGCCUCCCUCCUCCUGCGGCGGACGACCUGCAGGGCUCCGUGGAAGCGCAGUGUGGGCUCGUGCUGAACGGCCAAGGGGGCGUCAUCCGGAGAGGGGGAACAUGUGUGGUGAAUCCUACAGAUUUGUUCUGCUCGGUACCGGGCCGGCUUUCGCUGCUCAGCUCCACCUCAAAGUACAAAGUGACAAUUGCUGAGGUGAAAAGAAGACUGUCCCCGCCAGAGUGCCUCAACGCCUCCCUACUGGGCGGCAUACUGCGUAGAGCGAAGUCUAAGAAUGGAGGCCGGUGUCUUCGUGAGAAAUUAGACCGUUUAGGGCUCAACCUUCCGGCAGGACGGAGGAAAGCUGCCAACGUCACACUGCUCACCUCCCUGGUGGAAGGUGAGGCGCUCCACCUGGCGAGGGACUUCGGCUACACCUGUGAGACAGAGUUUCCCAGUAAGGCAGUGGGUGAACAUUUGGCGAGGCAGCACAGUGAGCCAAAAGAAACCAGCGCACGCAAGAAAAUGGUCCUGGCUACAAAGCAAAUCUGUAAGGAGUUCCAGGACUUAUUGAGCCAAGAUCGCUCUCCUCUGGGCUCCUCCAGACCAACACCAAUCUUGGACCUGGACAUCCAGAGACACCUCACACACUUCAGUUUGAUCACUCACGGGUUUGGUACGCCGGCAGUCUGUGCAGCUCUCAGCACCUUCCAGACAGUCCUGAGCGAGAUGCUCAACUACCUGGACAAAAACUCGAGUGGGAAAACGAGCGGAGCCGGCGACCAACAGAUCAACAACAGCUCGGAAAAGACGCAGCUCCGGAAAACAGCCGAGCCCCAGAGCAAAGACGGGAAAACAGAAAAGACUGAGUAGCCCCCACCCACCUGGUCCCCGUGCCUUGGAGCGCUGCAUUUAGGAGUGUGUGUGUGUGUGUGUGUGUGUGUGCACUCUGAAAGAGGAUGUGUUAUUUCCCAUGCAUUACUGUAUCUUCUUUGGGACAAUUCUUAUUUAUUGUUAUUUAUUUAUCUUAUGUUGAAAUGCAACACUAACUGAACUGUCCCAAGCAAGACAUCCUGAUGUGUGAGCGAAAGCAACACAUCCAGUGUAAGCAUGUGCGUGUUUGUGUGUGCAUCAUGACAAGGAGGAGCCUUGCCAUGGAGAUGGCUGUGACUCAUCUAGUACUUUGUUUAUUUAUUAAUUCUGAAAACAGGAAGUAAACAAUACAGUUUCCCAGGACAGGUUGGGGAGUUACUGCCAACACAAUCAUACAUAUUACACACACAUAUUCAGAGUUUGUGGGGAUUUGAGUUCAAUCCAGUUAACUCAGGUGUGGAUACUCUGCAAAAUUAUGAAACCUGGAGCUGUUUUUUUUUCCUCUAAAGUAUCAUCUAAUGUGUUUUGUAUUUAAUUAUUAAGAGACAGCAACCACAUAAGUUACAGGUUUGUUUUUUUGUGCAGUUUCCAGCUGACUAAAAUAAAACAAUUAGACCUUCCAGACAUCUUCAACAGCUAAAAACUGUUAAACCCUGAU